AUAUUUUUCAUGGAAGAAGAAAAAAAAAAAGUGUGUGUAGCGAAGAAAAAUCUGCGACGGAGAAGAAUUUUUCCAUAAUUUAUAAAAAAAAAAUUUAACCAGUUUCGCAUUAUUUAAAGCUCUCCAAUGUAAAAAAUAUAUAAAACAAAAUUUUCUCUAGUUUAAGUGUAAAUUACAUUUUUAAUAAAGUGCAAAAACCACCAACAAAAGUAAAACAAAAAAAAAAAUAAAAUCCCAGAAAAGAAAAAUUUUUUCUUGAAAGUUUAAAAAAGUCAGUCAUUUCUUUUUUCUAUUGUCUGUCUACUCAGUGUGCGUUGUUUCUUCUCGCUCUCUACAAAAAAAAAUAUUUGCUGCUACUUUGUGACCCUAGAUAAAUUAUUUUCUUUUAUCUUUUCUCUCAAAAUUUUAUUUCCUUUCUAUUUGAUGUGUAAAAUUUGUAUAUUUCCAAAAUAAAUAGUAAAAUAUUUUUAUUUUUUAUUAUUUUACUAUUGGAAUUGCUUUCGUCCAACAAAAAAAAACGAACAAAAAAAAAGUUGACCAACAGCGAAAACAAUAAGAAGGAAAAAUACAAAAGAAAAAAAAAAAAAAGUAGUAGAUCUACGCAGUGUGAGCGACGUGACAAAACACGAACAAAAAACAACAACAACAAAAGUUUUCUCAGUGAAGAAAAAAAAAAGUGUCAAAGAAGAACAACAACAAAAAAAAAAAAAACUCCAAAAAAAGGAACUUUUGGAAAGACGCAGAGUGAAAAUCUCGAGAAAAACAAAUGUUUUUAAAAGUUUUUCUCAAUUUUCUCCAAGAAAGAGCGACGGAAUCCCUUAAAAUAGAUUCAAAAACCGUUAGAUUAUAAAAACGAAACAAAAACUUUAAAAACAAACCCCAAAAAAGGGAGUAAAGCACUUUUGCAUUUUUUUGAAAUAUCAAUUUUUCUGUUUUCCUUUUUUUUAUUAUUUUAAAAAUUUUUAUUUCAUUUUAUUUUUUUGUAAAAAAAACUCUGUGCAGUAUAUAAAAAAAAAGUUAAGUUAAAUAGUUUUUAAGAGGAGAAGCUAGUAUUUUUUUUUUGUAAAACAAAAGAAAAAAAAAAUGAUGGAAAUAGCGAUAAAUUCGGUCGCACGAAUGAAUGGUUUUACACCGAAAACGAUAACGGCAGCAGCUGGAGGAGGACCAUAUCACGGUACUCCAGCUACGUGCAAUGGAAAGAGCAGUCAUAUAUUCUCAUUCACUUCGUCGACGCUGUCGUCGCUGGCAGCGUCUGCUGUUGCUUCGGCUGUCGUCGCGACAACUGCACCUGCUGCUGGAGUCAGCAACAAGAACAGCAGCAAUAACAACAAUAGUCUCAUGCCACAAAAGCAUAAUAAUAACAAAUCUUUAUCAUCAUCAACCGCUCCUUCUUCUUUGGCAACAACAUCAGCAACGUCAGUUUCAGCGGUAGCAGUGGCAGGAGGAGCUCUUGCAGUUGUCCAAUCAACAACAGCAACAGCACAAUCAUUAUCAUCAUCAUCAACAACUACGACUUCAUCAAUAUCGAAGAACAAUGCAAUUCCGUCCGAUAUACUUGACGAUUUAGCCAGUCGUUUCAUCAUUAAUGUGCCCGAUGAUGAACGCACCGAUCUAAUCCGGAUAUGCUUUCAAAUCGAAUUGGCACACUGGUUCUAUUUGGAUUUCUUUUGUGCAAUUGAAGAGAAGAAACUGCUGCCGUGCGGCAUUAAGCAGUUUGCUAUGCAAUUAUUUCAGCAUAUUCCAUUUCUUCGAAAACAUUUGUCAACAAUCGAUAAAAUUUUAGAAGACUGGAAAAAUUAUAAACUAUCUGUUCCUACAUAUGGAGCUAUUUUGAUAUCGGAAGAUCUCAGUUAUGUGUUACUUGUGCAAUCCUAUUGGGCAAAAAGCUCAUGGGGCUUUCCCAAAGGGAAAGUUAAUGAAACCGAAGAUCCAGUACAUUGUGCCACAAGAGAGGUAUAUGAAGAAACUGGCUACGAUAUAACCGGACUAAUUGUACCAAAUGAUUAUAUUGAGGCUGUUAUCAAUUAUCAAUAUACACGCUUAUAUAUUGUGCGUAAUGUUCCAUUGCAAACACAAUUCUCACCGCGUACUCGCAAUGAAAUCAAAUGCUGUGAUUGGUUCCCAAUCGAUUCGUUACCAAUAAAUAAAAACGAUGCCAUAUCAAAAACUAAUCUUGGCCUAAAUGCCAAUUCAUUCUUUAUGAUAAUGCCAUUUGUGAAGCGACUCAAAAAAUGGGUGAAUGACAAUCGAUCUGGUAUCGAGACACGUCGCAAAUAUCCACCCACCAAUAUUAAUAAUAAUAAUAUAAUAAAUACAAACAAUAACAGUACAACAAUUACAACUACAACAACAACAUCAUCAUCAACAACAACACAAGCAGGAGUUGCAGCAGGAUCAGCAGUUUUAUUAGCUUCGGUUACUUCGACUACAGCUAAAUCAUCAUCAUCACCACCAACUGUUGGCGGUGGUAUUGGAGGUGUGAUAAUUAUUUCUAAAAAUACAUCACCCACAUCAAUGUUAAUGUCAAAGAAUCAUAAUAAUCAUAAUAAUAAUAAUCAGAAUAUUAUAAACAAUAAUUGUAAAAAAGAUAAUUUAAUGGAUAAUGGUAUAAGUAGUAAUGUGCGAAUUUACAAUGAGAAUAUUGCCUUAAAUAAUAAUGGAAACGGAUCUGUGAGCAACAAUAAUAAAAAUCAUAAUAAUAACCAAAACAGCAACAACAACAACAACAACCAGAGCAAUGCCAAUAAUUGCAAUCGUGGUAAUAAUAAUAAUAAUAAAAGACAACGCCACAAAUCUAUGGGUGAUAUCGAUGGUAUUAAGUUAAAUAUAAGUAACAAUACAAAUACAAAUAGUAAUAUAAAUAAUAAUAAUAAUAAAUCCAACAACCAAGGUGGUACAAAGGCCAGCAAUAAUACUAAUAAUAAUAAUAACAAUAAACAUGCUAAGGUGCAAAUGCAACAACAACAACAACAACCACAUAAUUCUGGAGGAGGAAGUGGAAGUGGAAAUGGUGGCAGUGUUGCUGCAGGAGCACCACAAUUAGCGGCUCCACCUAAAAGACAACUGUUUCACAGUCAAAGCCAAAGCGGUACAACCAAUAUGAGUAACUUGUACUCAGAAGAAUGGACUAACCGCAAGCCGCAACACAAUGUGAUAAGCUCAUUCGACUUGAUCCGUAAGGAGAAACAACAAUUGCAAAUGCAGCAGCAACAACAGCAGUUGAAGGAGAAAGAAAAAGAGAAGAAUGCGCCAGUGAAUAACGCAAGCAGCGAUAAGCAGCUGAAGAAGGCCAACAAUAAUUUGCGCACACGCACCAAAUCACAGAGCACUACCUGUAAUACUAAUCAACAACAAGUAUCAACAACAUCAUCAACAACAAAUACAAAUAAUACUGUGAUUCAAUCGAAGCAGCAACAGCAUUCUGGUGGAGCAGCAGCAGUUAAAACUGCCAAAGAAAAGCCGAUAACACCUCCCCCUGCCCCACCAUCUCCUACAACCAAUAAAACUGCUUCUGCAAAAGCAACACAAUCAUCAUCAUCAACAAUUUCUCAAAAUGAGAAAACGCGAUCCGUGUCUCUGUCAAUAGCAGCUACAUCACAAAAAAUCAAAAAUAACAAUAAUUCCAUCCCAAGAUCAAUCACACCACCAACAACAUCGAACACUUCCACAACAACCACCAAUAACAAGAGCACCACCACCACCAAUGCCACCAAAAUUUCAUCAUCAUCAUCAUCAACAACAACAAAAUCAACAUCAUCUGCUGAAGCAGCAUCAAAUCAAAUUCUAAAGUUCAAUCCAAAUUUCGACUCAUGGACCAAUUUCUCAUUUACAAAAAAUUUUAUUGCUAAUGUUUUUUGUUAAAAAAAAACAAAACAAAACAAAAAAUAACAACCAAAUCCAACGAUGAUGACGACGACGACAAAAAUGACAACCAAUAAUAAUUGACGACUGUGUCGAUCAAAAGAUCGAAAAAAAAAAAAAAAACAAAUAAAAAUAUUUUUUGUUAAAUUAAAAUUUUAUUAAUCGAAAGUUUUUUUUUUAUUCUAUUCUAUUCUUUCUUUCCUUUUUUUGUAGUUAACUUGAUAUCAUCUCAGUGAAAUAGAUUCUCUUUUUACUAUCUUUUUAUUUUUUUUUUUAACGAGCUCUUAGUACUUUUGUUCAUAUUUAUUUGUAAAAACAAAACCGGUUGUUUGAGUAUUUUCUACUUCUGACCAAAUACUGGUCCUUUUUAUCUAUUAGCGCCGUAUCCAUUUUAAGGCUCUAUUUAGAGUUUGGUAAGAUUAUCUGAGACAAAGACGUUUUAGUUUCCCAGCAGAAGUGUUAUGCCAGGUUGAAAACCUUUAUUUUGCGUUCUCCAAUGAGACGAAGAAAACGUUGCGUCGAAAUAAUCUUACCAAAAUUUGAAAUAAUCCUAGCUUUGCUUGAAAUAGUUUUUUUUUAACAAUGAACGUCAAAGCUCGAGAGCAUUUUUUUUAAUCAAUUUUAAGCUCGUAACAUAUCUUUUAAAUGACUAAUAUGAAAUCUUGAGAAAAUGUAAAUAAAUACUUUGUUAAUUCAAUUUUUAAUAAUUUUUUAAAAAGGAAUUUUUAAAGAAUUUUCAAUGCUAUUGGCAAUAAACCGUCUUGAAUUUUUUCAUACCUCAAAUAUCGGAUCACUUUUUAAUCAAAAAUUCUGUGAUCCUUUUGAGAAAACAAAGUUUUUCCUAAUUCAAUAAUUUCAUUUCUCAAUACUAUGAUUCCUUUCAUUAUGAUUUAUUUUUAUAUAAUUUACCUACCUCCAAAGAAUGUUUUCUUUUUAAAUAUUCUUUGAUUUAUAAAUCCUAAAAUAAUCAAGUCUUGAGUUUAAAUAUUUAACUUUGGCAAAAAAAGAUAAAUCACGAAUGCCAACGAUCCGAACGAGCACAAACUCUGUGUGAUUAUCUUUGGAAUUUGUACCUCAAUUCGAAUAGAAUUCUUUAAAGGGCUGAACAAUAAAAAUACCGCGUAUAAAGGGUUCUCAAUUAGUAAUCGGUGAAGUCUAUUCAUGUAUACGAAAUCGAGUGAAAGGAAAUAACGAGACACAGAAACAAACUUAUUUAUUUUGGACUUCAUCUAUUAUUCGGUCUUAUCGUGAAUUCCAUUCGCAACGAAGAAUCCAUUAUUAGGACAACUUUUAUACAAGUUUGUAUUACAAACGGAUUCGUUACGAAUGCAAGUGGAAUUCAUGAUGAGACCAAUUAUUCUGGACACCUAAAAAAUAUACACAAUUUUAAAAGAAAUUUAAGGUCCAUGAUUUUUUAAUUUAACUUAUUUUUAUUUCUUUAUCAAAAGAAAAAACUCAACAAAUCUUUUUUUUUAACAUUAUUUCUCUUAAAAAAGGAAAUUCACUUUUUUUUUUAGUUUUUUUCCUUUUUAAAUAAAAAUUCAAAAUAAGAAAAAAUUAAUCCUGAACAUUAAAAUUUAAAAAAAUAAAAAAAAUUAUAUAAAAACAAAAAAUAAAAACACCAAACCACAAUAGAGUUGUUGUUUUGUAAAAGCUUCCUCAAAAUAUGUUCUUUAUAUAUAAAUCCUAUUUUGAGGAUGUUUCGUAGCCUGGCAAAAAAAAUGUAUUUAUGUACCUAUUUCUAUAUUACUAAUUUUUUUUUAAUUAAAAAAAAUAUUUAAAAACAAAUUUAAAACAAAAGUAUUAAUAAUAAUAAUACUACUACUUAACAAAAAUUAAAAAUUAUUAUGUAAUUGGAAUCUAAAAAAAUUAUUCGAGACCAAAAAAUAACAAAACAAGUGAUCUGUAAAAAAAAAUAAACAAAAAUAUGAAGUUUUUUUUUUCUUAAUUGUUAAUUUUAUCCUAAUUUUUGUAAUUUUUUUUGUACAGAUAUGAAACACCAUUCAAAAUGGGGUUUAUUAUUCUUUUUUUUUUGUUCAUUUUCUUAAAGGAAAAAACAAGUAAUUUUAAACAUAUUUUUGUAUAAAUAAAACAAAAAGAGGUUUUUAAAGAUGUGAUGUGUGAAAAAAAUAUAUAUGUAAAAAAAACUUAAUGAUAUGUUAAAAAAGAAGAAGAAGAAACAAAAAAAAAAAAUAAUAAGAAAACUUCUGGUUUAUAGCAGGACUAUUAAGUGUCUUUGUUUUUGACUGACUAGAUCAUAAGAACAUAAACAUUUCAUAAUGAAUUAAGUAAACUUUAAAAAACAUAAAAAUGAAAAAAUAAAAAAUAAAUAUGGCAGCUUUCUUCUAAAAAAAAAAAAACAAACGAAAAAACAACAUUAUUCAACAUUCUUGUCUUCAGAACCAUUGCGGUUCUUCAAUAUUAUAAUGUAAUAAAGUUUUAAGAAGGCUAACAAAAUGUGCACAAAAUUGUAUUAAAAAAUAAAGCUUAAAGCUUUAAAAGGUGUUAAUACCUAGUUGUAUAAAAAAAAUAUAAAUGUAAUCCUAAUAAGAAUAAUACGAUAUUUUAUGUAAUAAUCACACUGCGCGCUUGAAUCAAAGGCUCUCAAGAGAUGUGUAUCAAAAAGCUUUUUAAAGUUUUACUUUGGCUUCGAAUAAUAUAUUUAUAAACUUAUUACAAAACAGCUUUAAAGGGCUUUAAUUUUUUCACUAGAUCGCCGCCGGGACAAAUUUCUUCUCUUUCCUUUAUUCAUUCUAAAAAAAUUUCAUUUGCUUUAAACUAUUUUAAGAUAUUAAUGUUGCUUAAUUAAUACAAAUCGAUAAGUUAGAAAGCACUUACUGCAAUGGCGUAGAAAUCGAUAACACAAGUUGGUCAAGAACAUUUUUUUUAGUAUGAAGUUUAUAUAAAUGUUUUAAAGUUUUUAAUGUAUUAUCAGCUAGGGGUUUCGAUAUGCAAAUUUUAAAAUACAAACUUUUUUUGACCAUAAUUCAGAUAAAGUCGGUCUCCAAUCCUUUGGUCAACACGUUCAACAUACGUUUAAAUUAAGAUAUUUAUCCUUUUUAAUAGUUUCACUCGAAAAACUUUUCACUCAAAAUAUCUUUGUUCGCGCAGAAUUGUAAAAUCUACUGCGAGUUUCACUUGAACCAAAUUUAUAAUUUCCGAAAGACUGGAUUCUUUUUCGCCUCAAAAAUUUAAUAAAAAAUAGAGCUACCAUGCAUGGCCCGUGCUCAAUUUUUCGCCACUGAUUCAGUUUUUUGUGACAUAAAUUUGGAUAAGAUUAAAUCCGGAAACAUUCCACUUAAUUUUUCCCCUAUUCUUUUUUGUUCUGAACUAUUUUUUAAGUGACGCGAAACAAUUGCCAGAGUUUUUUUUCACUGCAAUUAUGAAAGAUGAACAGGGGACUAGUCAGAGGAAACUUAUUAGUUAAGGUGAAACUCGCAAAUAUUUUUGAACUCUGGCUGGGAAAAUGUUUCCGAUGAAAAGUUUUGCACUUGAAACUCAAAAUAACAAACAAUGGGAAAUCUCAUUGGGGCCUAUAGUUGACUUAAAGGAGCAUUUUUUUUCAUUGUGAAAAUUUUCUCAAAAAAGAAUUCAAAAAAAAUCUUAGUGCUUCAUUGGUUGUGGGUCUUGCCAAGAAAAAGGGUAAAAGGAGCAUUUUUAGACACCAAAAUCUAAAUUUUCUUCCAUAAGAAAAAAAGUUGGUUUAUUCGUUGUCUUUUACAAGAGUAUGCAUAUGCAACCAUAGUUAGUUAUAUAAAGAGGCUUAAUAUAUUACAUUGUUACAUAGGAACACAAAAAAAGGGUGUACAAAGCACCAGAACCACCUAGGGUUAUGUAUUUCGAUGUCCUGGAUCCGAAUUCCGUUUGGCCCCAUCAAGUUCUGGUUUUGAGUAAAUUGCAAAAUACCUAUAACAAAAAAUACUGUUUUUAUGUUUUUUUUUUUUAUUCACUCAACACCUUUUCGGCAUAAACGAACCUUAGAUUCGUAUUCAAGGCAUUGAAAUACAUAUUCCUGGGUGGGUCUAGUGUUUGUAAUUGUACACAUUCUGGGAAAUAUCCACCAAUGUGCAUGCAGGCGUACGAACACAAAGAGUAGAAAUACUGGUUGGAUCUGAUGUCACGCAAGAAAUCCUCUUAAUAAAAACCAAAAAUUUGUUUCUGACUAAAUUUACGAAUUACGUGCUAGACCGCCCUAAAGAUCCCUUGGUUAUUUUCUAACUACAUACUUAUUUUUCAUUGUUUCGUGCACCGGUGAUUGACUAACUUAUCGAUUUCAAUGCCAUUUCAAAGCACCUUUAAAUUUUACAUGCUCAGAGUUUUAUUUUUUUUUUUAUUAUAUUCAGUAAAUUUCAAAUAUAUAAAUGUUUUGUAAUUUUAUCCUAUUUAUUGUACAAUAUUGUACAACCAAAAAUGAUAAGUUGUACGAAUAAUUAUAUUAAGAAAAAUAAAAUAAAGUAUUGUUAAAAAUGAGCCUUAAUUCAUCAUCUUGAUUAUAAACAAACUGUCUGCUGUCAUCCUAGUACAAAUUCUCCAUACCAAUUAAAUUGUAUUUAAUAAAAAUAUUAAAUACGCCAAAUAAAAAUAAAAUGAUAAAUAAAAAAUAUCAAUUAAGAAAAAUUAUUUCUUCAUAAUUUAAAAAAAAAAAUAAUAGAAAAUUAUAAUUUUCAUAUAAUGAAUAUUUGUUGUGUACCUUCUUUUUAUCUUGUUUAAUUUUUUUUUUUUUAUAUUUUAUUAUUUUUUUUAGACAACCAAAUAUAUAUAGCAUAUGGUGAUAUAUCUAUAUAAAUCGGUGCUCCAAAACUAAUAUGGUUUUCUAUUAUGUAUUUCCAUUCACAUCACAUCUUGCUAAAAAAAUAAAGGCAAUUUAAAAAAAAUAAAAGUGUUUUAAAAAAGAAAAGAAGAAAAAAAAAACAGAAACAUAUAAAACGGAAGCUUUAAACAAACAAUAAUAAAUAAAAAUCAAUAGAAGCAAAAAAUAAAAACAAAAAAUAAUAAUUAACAUCAAUUCUUUGAAAUAAAUUAAUAAAAAAUAAAAUUUAAUAAAAAAUAAACAAAAAAAAAAAUAAAUUGCAAAUAAUCAAACAUUUGUAAAGUACAGAAUAAAAGAACAAAACAAAAAAGCAUUUUUUUUAAACUUUAAUUAUGUUUCUUUUUUUGAAAGUUUCCUUUGUUUCAAUAAUAACAAUAAUAAAAAAAAAAAAAAUACAACAAUAAAUUGUUAAAUAUAAUUCUCACAUAAAAAUUAGUGCUUUAUUCUUUCAGCAAAAUAUUUUUUAAAAAUGAAGCCUUAGCACUGAGUUGCAGUUAAAUAAAUAAAAAAAAAAAACAAUAAACAAAAUGAAUUUAAUUGAUAUAAAUAAACGAAGCGAAAGCAUAAA
Molecule: messenger RNA, 9239 nt
Organism: Episyrphus balteatus (marmalade hoverfly)
Lineage: Eukaryota; Metazoa; Arthropoda; Insecta; Diptera; Syrphidae
Gene: DCP2
Exons: 4
Coding region: 1084-3861 (925 amino acids)
Biological process (GO): nuclear-transcribed mRNA catabolic process, nonsense-mediated decay; deadenylation-dependent decapping of nuclear-transcribed mRNA
Cellular component (GO): cytoplasm; P-body
Molecular function (GO): RNA binding; 5'-(N(7)-methylguanosine 5'-triphospho)-[mRNA] hydrolase activity; manganese ion binding
Source: RefSeq, a predicted model, not a curated record